Cooperia oncophora is the source of this 345-nucleotide messenger RNA. Lineage: Eukaryota; Metazoa; Nematoda; Chromadorea; Rhabditida; Trichostrongylidae. The record is from the annotation of a GenBank genome assembly.
AUGGAUCGUGCUUCUAAACAGGGUGAAAUUACUUUGGAAAAAUGCAUUGGUAACAACAGUGGUGACAUCAUAGGCGUAAAUAAUCAGAGAUGUUUUCAGAGAGGCCCUGACGAACUGUUGUCGUCGAUACAUGGAACCUUCCUAGCGCCAGUGAUGACUGUAGAUUCGGAACCGAAAAAGGCGAAACUUGAUCCUACAGCCUUAUAUUCGCAGUAUAUUAGCCAGAUGAACGGUCUCACUACGGCACAACUGUUGGCUGGGCAACCACUUGCACAAAUAGCCGCCCCUACGCACUGCUCAGCUUCUUCCAGUACACCUCGGUCACGGGUCGUUCAUAUUCGGUAA